Molecule: messenger RNA, 1755 nt
Organism: Lasiodiplodia theobromae
Lineage: Eukaryota; Fungi; Ascomycota; Dothideomycetes; Botryosphaeriales; Botryosphaeriaceae
Product: High-affinity methionine permease
Exons: 9
Coding region: 1-1755 (584 amino acids)
Biological process (GO): amino acid transmembrane transport
Cellular component (GO): membrane
Molecular function (GO): L-amino acid transmembrane transporter activity
Source: RefSeq, a predicted model, not a curated record
AUGUCUUGGCGGAAGCCAUUUGGCGAUGGCGCUGGUGCGCAGGGCACGGUGCUGGAAGGCCAAAGGGAGGAGAUAUCGGAAGGAGGCACUCAGUACAUCGGCGAGAAGGGAGGUAACGAUGCACCGCCUACCUUCCAGGAUGCGUCCGGUGCGCCUAUCGAGAACAAUUCGCCGUUGGGAUAUUCGGUCGGCCCAGUCACGAUUACCCUGCUGAACAUUACCAUGAUGAUUGGCGCUGGUAUCUACUCCACACCAUCCUCGAUUCUGUCUGGAACCGGUUCUGUUGGAGUUAGUUUUGUUUACUGGACGCUUGGUUACUUGUUAUGUAUGGCAUCAGGAUCUGUCUACCUCGAAUUUACCGCCUACUUCCCCAGUCGAUCCGGUUCCGAAGUUGUCUUCCUCGAACAAGCCUACCCACGUCCCCCGUGGCUCUUCCCGACAACGUUUGCCGUCCAGAGCGUUAUUCUCUCAUUCGGAAGUGCCAAUGCUACCGUCAUGGCCAACUAUCUGAUCGCCAUCUCCGGGCACGAAGGAACCAAUUGGCAGAUCAAGGGUACUGCUCUGGCAUGCUACACCCUUGCUACCUUGACUCUUGUAUUCAACACGAAGUAUGCCUAUCGGUUCUCCAAUGCCGUCGGCGUCGUCAAGAUCUGCACCCUGCUUUUCGUUAUCCUCACCGGCUUUGUCGUAUUGGGUGGUAACACCAAAGUUGAGGAUCCCAAGGCCAAUUUCCGUGAUGCAUGGUCCGGUAGCAAGACUGCCUCUGCUUACGGCAUGACUACUGCACUUUACCGUAUCAUCUUCUCGUAUGGUGGCUACAACAACGCCUUCAAUGUUGCCAACGAAGUCAAGAACCCCGUCCGGUCGCUCAAGAUCUACGCUACUGUUGCUCUGACCACUGUUUAUGUUCUGUACAUGUUUGCCAACGUCGCCUUCUUCGCUGCUGUCCCCAAGGAGGAUCUUGAGAACUCCGGCCUUACCGCUGCCAGUCUGUUCUUCACCGCCGUCUUCGGAAACAGUGGCGCCGUACGCGGCCUCAACUUUCUCAUUGCUCUGGCCUCUUUCGGUAACAUGAUUGCGGUAAUCAUUGGUCUAUCUCGGCGGAUUCGUGAGUGUGGCCGGCAAGGUGUCCUUCCCUGGACUACCUUCUGGGUUUCUACCAAGCCUUUCGGAACUCCCCUGGGGCCGUAUUUUGUCAUUUGGGCGUUGACAGCCCUGAUGAUUUUGGCCGUCCCCGCUGGAGAUGCUUUUACUUUCGUCAACGAUCUGGCCGUUCUCCCGAAGGCUGUGUUCGACUUGGCCAUGGCCGUCGGUAUCUACAUCGUUCGUUGGCGCAGACGCAAGGCCAAUCUCCCCGAGCCUGAGUUCAAAGCGUGGAAUGUUGUCAUCAUCUUCAACAUCCUCGUUCAGCUGUACCUCGUCAUCAUGCCCUGGUACCCACCCGCCGGUGGUCAAUACGACGGCGAUGUUAGCUUCUGGUACGCUACAUACGCCGUUACUGGCAUUGCAAUUCUUCUCGUUUGUGCCGGCUACUACUGGCUUUGGGCUUUCCUUCUUCCCAAGUGGAAAGGAUACCAAUUACGGCAAGAACUCAUUCGUCUUGAUGACGGCGCUCAAAGUCACCGACUCCGGAAGAUCCCUAAUGCUGAGGUCGCUGAAUGGGAUGCUACGCAUGAUGCGGCGGGGCGCCCCAUUGUGUCUUCCUCUUCUGAUUCCAAGCUGUCUUCAGUCACGGAGACUGCAGUAAAGGUGUAG